This is a messenger RNA of Sturnus vulgaris (Common starling), 1250 nucleotides long. It is a transcript of the gene UROD, whose product is annotated as uroporphyrinogen decarboxylase. Gene Ontology annotation, biological process: heme biosynthetic process. The record is from RefSeq and is a predicted model, not a curated record. Gene Ontology annotation, cellular component: cytosol. Gene Ontology annotation, molecular function: uroporphyrinogen decarboxylase activity. Lineage: Eukaryota; Metazoa; Chordata; Aves; Passeriformes; Sturnidae.
GAGGCAACAGAGAGGGCGGGGAGCGGCGCAGGAGGAUGGAGGGUGGUGAGCGGCUCCUCCCCAAAGGCUUCCCCAAGCUGAAGAACGACACGUUCCUGCGGGCGGCGCGCGGGGAGGACACGGAGUACACCCCGGUGUGGUGCAUGCGGCAGGCGGGGCGGUACCUGCCAGAGUUUCGGGAGACACGGGCAUCACAGGAUUUCUUUGCCACUUGCCAGACCCCCAAACUGUGCUGUGAGCUGACACUGCAGCCACUAAGACGAUUCCCCCUGGAUGCUGCCAUCAUCUUCUCUGACAUCUUGGUGGUGCCCCAGGCGCUGGGCAUGGAGGUUGUCAUGGUCCCUGGGAAAGGACCCAUAUUCACAGAGCCCCUGAAGGAAGUGGAAGAUCUGCUGAAACUGCGACAGAAGGUGGAUGUCACCGCAGAAUUAGGUUAUGUGUUCCAGGCCAUCACACUGACACGACACAGCCUGGAGGGCAAGGUGCCCCUCAUCGGCUUCUCGGGAGCACCAUGGACGCUCAUGUCCUACAUGAUUGAAGGUGGUGGCUCUACUACAAUGGCCAAGGCCAAGAGCUGGCUCUAUCGUCACCCUGAGGCAAGCCACAGGCUGCUACGCCUGCUGGCCGACGUCAUCAUUGACUACCUGGUGGGGCAGGUGGCUGCUGGAGCACAGGCGCUCCAGCUGUUUGAGUCCCAUGCAGGGCACCUGGGCCCAGAGCUGUUUCAGGACUUUGCUCUACCUUACAUCCGAGACAUUGCCCAGACUGUCAAGAGCAAGCUGAAGGAGGAGGCACUGCCCCUGGUGCCCAUGAUCAUCUUUGCCAAAGAUGCACACUACGCCCUGCGUGACCUGGCCCACGCUGGUUAUGAGGUUGUUGGUCUCGACUGGACCAUCCGGCCCCAGGAAGCUCGUGCACAGAUAGGAAAAGAUGUCACCCUGCAAGGGAACCUGGAUCCAUGUGCUCUCUAUGCACCCAAGGAAAAGAUUGGCGAGCUGGUGAAGAAGAUGUUGGAGAGUUUUGGGACCCAACGCUAUAUUGCCAACCUGGGCCACGGCCUCUACCCUGACAUGAACCCUGAACAUGUGGGUGCCUUUGUGGAAGCCGUGCAUGCUCAUUCCCGUCAUAUCAACAAGCACAGCUGACCCUGGGGUCUUGGGGACAGGACUCUGGUUUGGGCACAGUCACCUGUUUUGUCACAGGGUUCACUCUAUGCUGGGCUGCAGCAUUAAACAAGGACCUUCUCUGCA